Molecule: messenger RNA, 682 nt
Organism: Capra hircus (goat)
Lineage: Eukaryota; Metazoa; Chordata; Mammalia; Artiodactyla; Bovidae
Gene: SEBOX
Product: SEBOX homeobox
Exons: 2
Coding region: 23-682 (219 amino acids)
Molecular function (GO): DNA binding
Source: RefSeq, a predicted model, not a curated record
GGGAGGACGUAGGGAAGGUGUGAUGGGGCAGUCUGAAGAGGGGUGGGGAGCAGGGGCUUCAGGGUCUACUGGGGGCUUUGGGACUGGGGUGGAGGCUCUCACAGGGAGUCCUGGCUUGACCUCCCCACCGUGGCCUGCAGGCCAUGCCAGUGGGUUGGGUCCCCACCGGAGAAAGAGGACCACCUUCAGCAGAGGGCAGCUGCUGGAGCUGGAGCGAGUGUUUGCAGCACGGCCCUACCCCGACAUCGGCACCCGUGAGCACCUGGCCCGGGUCACCUCUCUUCCUGAGGCCAAGAUACAGGUGUGGUUCCAGAACCGCAGAGCCAAGAGAAUCAAGAAUAGAAAGCCAGGAGGCCUAAGCCCCAGGCCUGAGCCUCCCCAGAGAUCCUGUUCUCUUCCGGACACCAUCCAGCGGUCCCCAGAGCCCUGGACCCUUGGCCAGCCUCCACCCUCCAACAGCACAGCUCAGUGUGCCUCUGUGUGUCGACACGCUUCCUGCCCAGCUCCUGGCUUGGGUCCAGGGCAGGGCUGGGUGGGGGCUAAAGCUGCAGCCCCCUGGGCACCAGCUGGGCCUUCCGGGGCCCACCUCUCUUCCGAGCGAGCUGCUCCCCAGACCUCACUGGGCAUUCUGUCUGACCUCAUCUAUGCCUCGGCCAUAGUCACCAACCUGGACCAUUCCUAA